Molecule: messenger RNA, 1686 nt
Organism: Neohortaea acidophila
Lineage: Eukaryota; Fungi; Ascomycota; Dothideomycetes; Mycosphaerellales; Teratosphaeriaceae
Product: luciferase-like domain-containing protein
Exons: 3
Coding region: 1-1686 (561 amino acids)
Molecular function (GO): monooxygenase activity; oxidoreductase activity, acting on paired donors, with incorporation or reduction of molecular oxygen
Source: RefSeq, a predicted model, not a curated record
AUGGCCGAUGUAUACCUCGACAACGACUUCGUAGGCUCCUACGUGCCGCGGCACAAACAGACCAACUCGACAAACGGACAAAGCGGCGCCAACCAUGCGGCGCCCAAUGGCUCAAGCCCGCCCAAAAAGCGCCUCAUCCUAAACGCCUUCGUCGAAAUGUGCUCCGGCCACCAAAGUCCCGGCCUCUGGCGCCAUCCCGAUGAUCGCUCGUCCGACUUCAACUCCGUCCGGCACUGGACGAAACUCGCGCAAACGCUCGAAGCAGGCGCCUUCCACGGCAUCUUCAUCGCCGACGUGCUAGGUGGUUAUGAUGUGUAUGACGGCCCGGAGAACUUGGAUCCCGCUGUGAAAUCGGGGGCGCAGUGGCCUGUCAACGAGCCUUUGGCUGUCGUGCCGGCUAUGGCGGCUGCGACGGAGAGUAUUGGGUUUGGGGUGACGGUUUCGACGACGUAUGAGCAGCCGUAUCAUCUCGCGAGGAGGAUGAGCACGCUGGAUCACUUGACGGGGGGUCGCUGUGGGUGGAACGUGGUGACGAGCUAUCUCGACAGCGCAGCGCGCAACCUGCUCAACGCAGACGGACCCCAACUCGAGCAUGACGAACGAUACGCCAUGUGCGAAGAGUACAUGCAAGUCGUGUACAAGCUGUGGAACUCCUCCUGGCGCUCCGACGCCGUCAAACUCGACCGCAAAACAGGCGUCUACACCGACCCGCGCCUCGUGCGGAAAAUCAACCACAAGGGAAAGUACUUCACUGUACCAGGGCCGCACAUCUGCCAGCCGUCACCACAGCGGACACCCCUUAUUUACCAAGCCGGGACUAGCAAAGCCGGGAGGGAGUUCGCCGCGAGACACGCUGAAGCAGUCUUCACAUCCCAGCACAGCCCGGCAGCAGUGGCGAAGAACGUAGCCGAGAUUCGGCGGCUAGCCAGAGAAGCCGGACGCGAUCCCGCGGACAUCAAAGUGCUCGCCAAGUUUGCGCCCAUCCUCGGGCGAACAAAGGAGGAAGCGGAGGCCAAGUAUCGCGAUUACGUGCAGUACGGGGACUACGAUGGCGCGCUUGCGUUGUUCGGCGGCUGGACGGGCGUGGAUAUGGCGCCGUAUGGCGAGGACGAGGAGUUGAAGGAUGUGGAGUCGAACGCGAUUAGGAGUUAUGUUGAGAAUUUAAUCAAGCAUGCGCCGGAAGUCAAUGGCGGCAAGUGGACGAAGCGCACGCUGGCGGAGCAUAUCAUGGUUGGCGGGCUGGGGGCUACGUGCAUAGGGACUCCGGAGACGGUGGCGGAUGAGAUGGAGCGAUGGGUCCGAGAUGGAGACGUUGAUGGAUUCAAUAUUGCCUACGCCAUCAUGCCCGGCACAUUCGAAGAUGUCAUCGAGCUUUUGAUCCCUGAGCUACGGCGGAGAGGCAUCUUCUGGGACGGGUAUUGCGUGCCUGGCGCAUCGUAUCGGGAGAACUUUUACGAAUUGCCGGGGCAAAAGGAACCGCUGCCUUCGCAUCCGGCUGCUGCGAUGAUUUGGAGGUCGUCUCAUGAGCCGGAAAGCGAGGCGAAGGUGAAUGGAGAGCGUGGAAGAGGAGAGGGGUUGAAGCCGGAGAAGAAGCAGGAAGCAAAAGAGGACAGGAGGCAUGAUGCAAAGCAGGAAAAGAAGCACGAAGAAGAAAACAACGGCGGACACUACACGGACUGGUGGUGA